UGGAGGUUGUUGUGGUUCCGAGGGUUGCGCGAGAAGCUGCUGCUGCUGAGGCGGUGGCCACGCUGCCCGCCCCGGGCCUCUCGGCCUCUCGGCUCGUCUCCCAGCCUCGCCUGAGCCCGCCGGGGCCCGCGCCGGCCAGCGCCUGCCCUAUGAGUGUGUCACUGGUUGUCAUCCGCCUGGAGCUCGCAGAACACUCGUCGGUCCCCGCCGGCUUCGACUUCAGCGCCGCCGUCGGGGAAAUGUCUGAUGAGGAGAUCAAAAAGAAGACACUAGCUUCAGCAGUAGCCUGUUUAGAAGGGAAGUCACCAGGGGAGAAAGCAGCAAUCAUACAUCAGCACCUUGGCCGUCGGGAAAUGACAGAUGUGAUCAUUGAAACCAUGAAGUCUGACCCAGAUGAGCUGAAAGCUGCAGUGGAAGAAAGGAAGUCUUCUGAAGCAUCCCCCACUGCACAGAGAAGUAAAGAUCAAAGUAAAGAAUGCGUAAAUGCUGCUCCUGAUUCUCCAUCCAAACAGCUUCCAGACCAGAUUUCAUUCUUCAGUGGAAAUCCCUCAGUUGAAAUAGUUCAUGGUAUUAUGCAUCUGUACAAGACAAAUAAGAUGACCUCCUUAAAAGAAGAUGUGAGGCGCAGUGCCAUGCUGUGUAUUCUCACAGUCCCUGCUACAAUGACCAGUCAUGACCUUAUGAAGUUUGUCGCCCCAUUUAAUGAAGUAAUUGAACAAAUGAAAAUCAUCAGAGACUCUACUCCAAAUCAAUAUAUGGUGCUGAUAAAGUUUAGUGCACAGGCUGACGCUGAUAGUUUCUAUAUGGCAUGCAAUGGCCGCCAGUUCAACUCAAUAGAAGAUGACGUUUGCCAGCUGGUCUAUGUGGAGAGGGCCGAAGUACUGAAAUCUGAAGAUGGCGCCAGCCUCCCGGUGAUGGACCUGACUGAGCUCCCCAAGUGCACCGUGUGCCUGGAGCGCAUGGACGAGUCGGUGAAUGGCAUCCUCACCACCUUAUGUAACCACAGCUUCCACAGCCAGUGUCUGCAGCGCUGGGACGACACGACGUGCCCUGUUUGCCGAUAUUGUCAAACACCAGAGCCGGUAGAAGAAAAUAAGUGUUUCGAGUGUGGUGUUCAGGAAAACCUUUGGAUCUGUUUAAUCUGUGGGCACAUAGGAUGUGGGCGGUACGUGAGUCGACAUGCCUAUAAACACUUUGAGGAAACCCAGCACACGUAUGCCAUGCAGCUCACCAACCAUCGAGUCUGGGACUACGCCGGAGAUAAUUAUGUCCAUCGACUGGUUGCAAGUAAAACAGAUGGGAAAAUAGUACAGUAUGAAUGUGAGGGUGAUACUUGCCAGGAGGAGAAAAUAGAUGCCUUACAGUUAGAGUAUUCAUAUUUACUAACAAGCCAGCUGGAAUCUCAGCGAAUCUACUGGGAAAACAAGAUAGUUCGGAUUGAGAAGGACACAGCAGAGGAAAUUAACAACAUGAAGACUAAAUUUAAAGAAACAAUUGAGAAAUGUGAUAAUCUGGAGCACAGACUAAAUGAUCUUCUGAAAGAAAAGCAGUCAGUGGAAAGAAAGUGCACUCAGCUGAACACGAAAGUGGCCAAACUCACCACGGAGCUCAAAGAGGAACAGGAGAUGAACAAGUGUUUGCGAGCCAACCAAGUCCUCCUGCAGAACAGGCUGAAGGAGGAGGAGAGGAUGUUAAAGGAGACCUGCGACCAGAAGGACCUGCAGAUCACCGAGAUCCAGGAGCAGCUGCGGGACGUCAUGUUCUACCUGGAGACGCAGCAGAAGAUCAACCACCUGCCCGCCGAGACGCGGCAGGAAAUCCAGGAGGGACAGAUCAACAUUGCCAUGGCCUCGGCCUCCAGCCCCCCGUCUUCGGGCACCGGUGGGAAGCUGUCCUCCAGGAAGGGCCGCAGCAAGAGGGGCAAGUGACCUUCAGAGAAGCCGAUGUCCCCGAGACUGUUUUCCCCGGCUCAGCGUGGGCUUGCUGGGGCCUCAGCUGAGUGUGAGGGUGGACCCUGAAUAAGUACAAGUGAGGAUCAACCCGCAGUCGUCUGGACCUUUCAUUUGCUAGUGUGUGUGUGACGCAGGGCGAGGGCUGCCGACCAGGAGAGCUGAAGGAAGGGGGCAGUGUUUUAGAUUUAGAAGGUGGCUGCUUUUUUCAACCGGAAUAGUUCACUAACCUCAGACGUUCUGACGACCAUUUUGCCUUCCUACUUGAGAGAUGCCCCAACUCUGCUGUGCAAUUGUCCGUCGUAUUUAUUGAGUUGUCUUUGACAUUCAGUUCUGGGCUCAGAUUAAGAGGUCACAUUUUUUUUUUGUCCCCUCGAAGGUAACGUGACCUAGCCCUAAAGCACCAGACCUCCCCAAGGUCAUAGCACGUUCUUGAGAAAGAGGUUCCUUGGGCACUGAGGAGUUAUGAAAAUUCCCUAGCGUAAGUCUCCUGUCACUGUUCAUCCCUCCCUGCCUCUGGGGAAUUGAAGAAUUGGCUGAAUGUCACAAGAGGCUGGGUCUGUAAACCAGGCACUGGCCUGUCCCCAGCAGCCGUCUCCUCUUGCUCCAGGUCUACCCAGUGAAAACAGACAGCCCCGGCCAGACCCAGUGGACCCAGUGUAGGGAAAAAUGGUGGCAUUCCCACUUUGUUUACUUGUGAUGCCUCCCGCCUCAUUGUGAACCUCAAAGAAGGAGGCUUAAAAAGAAUGUUUGCUCCAACACUCAAAUUUCAGAGUGGAUUUUCUAGCACCCAGCAAGGAUAAGCAGGCAUUUAUCAGCCGUAUGAAAAGGCAGAGUGAGGCCGCUGGCGGGCUGGCUGGCUGGCUGGCUGGCUGCUGUGUAGUUCGCUGGGAUCAGUAUUUACUGAGUGUUUACAAAAGACUGGGCUGCGUGUUCAGGUUGUGGCUAGUGGGAGCUUGGGCAGAUUUUCAAUUUUGCUUUCAAGAUAUAACCAAAGGCUGUUGCUAAAUCUGAAAACUCGAAUUUUAACAAAGGUCCCUUUAAAACAGCCAUAUAAUGCUUGUGGGCCAACAGAGGGACUGAGUACCUUCUCUAGAAACAGAAAUGUCAAGUAAUUCAUGAUAGGCAGUAAUUGAGCCAAAUUAAAGUAAGACCUGUUUUGAAAUUUAGCUUCCAGAAGACUUAGCUGGAUAGGUUAACAAGGCGUACUGUUAAAUGAUGAGUUUUACUUUGUCUUUAUAAUUAGCCAAAGUUUUCAAAUUAUCACACUAAAGAAUUGGUUUUUAGCCUAUGAUUAGGCCUCAUCCUCUCCGACCUAAAUGUCUUACAUGUUACUUGUUAGCACGCCAGCUGUAUCCCUAAAUCACCGUCCGUUUUUGUGGGAUGCGCUGCAGCGUCUCCCAGAGGACCUCACCUGUAACUUGGCAACAUGAAUGUACUCAGACGUUCUCAAUUGUUACGUAGGGCAGACCAACUCUGUAAGUCCCCCCGGAUUUACGUAUACAGAUAUCUUAAAGCAAGCACGGGAGUGGGAAGCAGAACAUAAUUCUCUUUCCUAUAGAGAUUCUAUUUUAUUUAAAAUCUAUUUUUACACUAGUUAGAAUCCUGCUUUUUUGGCCAAGUAUUUGUCUUGCAUGUCUGACCUUGCAGAAGCUGGGGUAGAUGGUAGCAUACGAACCAAGAGAACCGGAAGUAGUUUACGAAGCUUGCUCGCUCCUCAUCUCUGUGAUCACCUCCGUCAGGCAGCCCAGCUGGGAGAAGAGUUUCAGUACAGGUGGGAUAAGUGCUCUGAAGGGCUGUGCCCAGAGGAAUGAGCAGAUAGGCAAAUGUUUCUAAACUACUUGAAGGUUUUUAAAAAAAAAAGUUCCAGAAAAAAAUCUUCUCAAGAUAUGUAAAGAAAAAAAAAUUUUUUUUAAACCAGUCACAGUCAUGUUUGAAUCUGACAAAAUUACUUAAGAUAGAAGCUGUUAGUGUUUUCUGCAGGAUGGAAAUGAACCACUUAACAUAUCCAGACUACCUUGAACAGUGAAAUUGCAUUAAAAUAACCCAACUUGGAAA
Camelus dromedarius (Arabian camel) is the source of this 4007-nucleotide messenger RNA. It is a transcript of the gene BRAP, whose product is annotated as BRCA1 associated protein. The coding region runs from base 150 to 1928 and encodes 592 amino acids. Gene Ontology annotation, molecular function: nucleic acid binding; zinc ion binding; ubiquitin protein ligase activity. NCBI's taxonomy places the organism in Eukaryota, Metazoa, Chordata, Mammalia, Artiodactyla, Camelidae. Gene Ontology annotation, cellular component: cytoplasm. Gene Ontology annotation, biological process: protein ubiquitination; Ras protein signal transduction. The record is from RefSeq and is a predicted model, not a curated record. The transcript has 12 exons.